Messenger RNA from Acipenser ruthenus (sterlet), 4022 nucleotides. Its product is annotated as serine/threonine-protein kinase BRSK2-like. The coding region runs from base 721 to 3216 and encodes 831 amino acids. The record is from RefSeq and is a predicted model, not a curated record. Gene Ontology annotation, molecular function: ATP binding; protein serine/threonine kinase activity; tau-protein kinase activity. Gene Ontology annotation, cellular component: cytoplasm. Gene Ontology annotation, biological process: intracellular signal transduction; protein phosphorylation; microtubule cytoskeleton organization. The transcript is spliced from 19 exons. Lineage: Eukaryota; Metazoa; Chordata; Actinopteri; Acipenseriformes; Acipenseridae.
GAGGCUGAGAGAGAGAGGGCGGUGAUGCACAAAAUAGAUGGCUAGAGCGAAAAUAACGGUUUUAAAAAAAAAUACCGCUGCGAGAUAGGUAGAAGAAUAGAGAAAUCGAAACGGGAACUGGUGAGGGAAAGGAGAGGGGGAGAAAGGGGGAAUAAUGCUUUGAUAUGAACGAGAGAAGGAGAAAGGGAGCGAUGUGAAACAAGGGUGCAAUAAUGAUAUUGGCGUUUUUCUUCAAUAACUCAACCCGGCCUACGAUUUAUAGCGUACAGUAAGAUAAAGAUAGAGAGAGAGAGAAAGAGAGAGAGAGAGACAGAGAGGUGGGCCGGUCUAUUGUCUAUCUGCAGCCUUUCUGCACUGUCAAGGAAACGGAGGUUGGGGAACCAGCGAACAUCACCUUUGAAAUUCUUCAAUUGGAAAUCGCUCCCCUCAUCUCUCCACCCUUCUACACAUCCCAACGCACUCCACCUAUCCGUACCCCCCCACCCCAACCCAACCCCCACCCCCACCCCCACCCCCCUCCUCUCUCUCAAUUCAAAACCACAACAAGAAUGGGAUGUAGCGAUGGGGGAACCUCAGAACCGGCAAUGGACCUUCUCCAAUCGCAAUGAUUGAAUCUUAAGUCUGCUUCUAGAUGUGCUGUUCCGCCUGUGUCGCUGUUCCUGUUUAUUUCUCCUCUUCUUCUUCUUUUCGCUGGGUUUGAUUAGGUAGCUGGCUGUUUAGAUGACGGCCAGGAUGUCUACAAAAGAUUCCUCGGCCGCGGCUCAGUCGGCGCAAUACGUUGGGCCUUACCGUCUGGAGAAAACCCUAGGAAAAGGGCAAACGGGUCUGGUGAAACUGGGAGUGCACUGUAUAACUGGACAGAAAGUGGCCAUCAAGAUUGUCAACAGAGAAAAACUCUCCGAGUCUGUCCUCAUGAAGGUGGAGCGGGAGAUCGCCAUCCUCAAGCUGAUUGAACACCCCCACGUUCUGAAGCUCCACGAUGUGUACGAGAACAACAAGUACCUGUACCUGGUUCUGGAGCACGUCUCGGGCGGAGAGCUUUUCGAUUACCUCGUGAAAAAGGGCCGACUCACCCCCAAGGAGGCGCGCAAAUUCUUCCGCCAGAUCAUCUCGGCUCUAGAUUUCUGCCACAACCACUCCAUCUGUCACAGAGACCUGAAGCCGGAGAACCUGCUCCUGGAUGAGAAGAACAACAUCCGCAUCGCUGACUUCGGCAUGGCGUCCCUGCAGGUGGGAGACAGCCUGCUGGAGACCAGCUGUGGCUCUCCUCACUACGCUUGUCCGGAGGUGAUCAGGGGAGAGAAGUACGACGGCCGCAGAGCAGACGUGUGGAGCUGCGGGGUCAUUCUGUUUGCACUGCUGGUGGGGGCGCUCCCGUUCGAUCACGAUAACCUGCGGCAGCUCUUGGAGAAGGUGAAGAGCGGAGUGUUCCACAUGCCUCACUUCAUCCCCCCCGACUGCCAGGCCCUGCUGAAAGGCAUGAUCGAGGUCAACCCAGACAAGAGGCUGUCGCUGGAGGACAUUCAGAAGCACUCCUGGUACCUGGGGGGUCGUAACGAGCCGGCCCCCGAGCAGCCCCCCCCUCGCAAGAUGACUGUGCCGAGGAUCGCCUCGCUGACCGAGCUGGACCCCGACGUGCUGGACAGCAUGUACUCGCUGGGCUGCUUCCGAGACCGGGGCAAGCUGACCAGAGACCUGCAGAACGAGGAAGAUAACCAGGAGAAGAUGAUCUACUACCUGCUGCUCGAUCGCAAGGAGAGAUACCCGAGCUGUGAGGAUGAAGACCUGCCCCCCCGAAAUGACUUGGACCCCCCUCGGAAGCGCGUGGACUCUCCCAUGCUUUCCCGUCACGGCCGCUGUCGCCCCGAGAGGAAGUCCAUGGAAGUUCUGAGCGUGACUGACGCGGGGUCUCCCACCCCACCUCGCAGGGCUCUCGAUACUGCCCAGCACAGCCAGAGGUCCCGCUCUGUGAGCGGUGCUUCAACAGGCCUCUCCUCCAGCCCUCUCAGCAGCCCCAGGAGCCCCGUAUUCACAUUCAGCCCAUCCGACGUGGCGGCCGCCGCCAGGGAGCCCCGCCCAUCGCCCGCGCCCGCCCCCCGAGGACCCCAGCCGUCCCACCGGGUGCCCGACCCCAAAACGCAAACCCUGCCAGCCAAGGUGUCGGAAAAAACCCACCUCCAUCCCAUCAAGUCCCUCCCUCUCCGCGACUCCCCCUCCCCUACCUCCCCUUCCCCCGCCUCUUCCACCUCGACCGCCUCUCCUUCCCCCUUCCCUUCCGUCUCACUCCCCACCGCUCGCUUCUUCUUCUUCCCUUCCAAACCGCCUUCCAAAUGUGUACCCCCUGCUCCUGCUCCUCUCCUGCAGGUCACCCCUCACCCCUCUCCCCGGGGCAGCCCCCUGCCCACCCCCCUGGGCACCCCGGUCCACGGGCCCCCCCCACCGCGGGGGGAAGGCAGCAGUGGCAGUGGGAGCAGCUGCAGCGCGGGCUCAGUCACCCCGCCCUCCAGCCCUGGCGUGGGGGGCAGCAGCUCGGCUCACUGGAGGACCCGACUCAACUCCUUCAAGAACAACCUGCUGGGGUCCCCUCGCUUCCACAGGAGGAAGAUGCAAGUCCCGACAUCGGAAGACAUGUCCAGCUUGACCCCAGAAUCUUCUCCAGAGUUGGCGAAAAAGUCCUGGUUUGGGAAUUUUAUCAGCAUGGAAAAGGAGGAGCAGAUCUUCGUGGUGAUCAGAGACAAGCCACUGAGCUCCAUCAAGGCUGAUAUCGUCCAUGCCUUCCUGUCAAUUCCCAGUCUCAGCCACAGCGUGAUCUCCCAGACCAGCUUCCGGGCAGAGUACAAGUCUUCCGGAGGGCCCUCGGUGUUCCAGAAGCCGGUGAAGUUCCAGGUGGACAUCACGUAUUCCGAGGGGGGGGCGUCCGAGAGCAGGAAAGAGAACGGGAUCUACUCCGUGACCUUCACCCUCAUAUCAGGCCCCAGUCGCCGUUUCAAGAGGGUGGUGGAGACAAUACAAGCCCAGCUUCUCAGCUCUCAUGACCAGCCCUCUGUGCAGGCUCUAGCAGAUGAGAAGAAUGGUCAGCUCUCUCGAGCUCCCGGCACUCCGACACGUCAGAACUCCCGACGGUCGGAGGGCGAGGUGGCGGAGCUUCACCGCAGGGGGUCAGGCAAGGACAAAGCCCGCCUCCUCCCUUCCAAUGGGACGCAAUCCCAGCCGUAACCCACGGCAACCAAGCGAGCGACCUAGCAACCAGGCAAGCAACCAUCUAACCAACCAAACGACAGACAGACUGACCGACAGGACAAUGGGACAAUGGAUUCACCCUCAGAGGUUUGAGCCAAUAGGAAUUCAAAGGGAAACUCGUCUCAACCAAUAGGAUGAAGGAUCCACCCAUAAAGAUCUGCAACUGGGACUGACAGACAGACACGGACAGACCGACAGACUGUAAGACAACCAUUGUGUAACUUGAAGACAUAUAGAUAGGUAGAUAGUUAGCCAUGCUCCAAGCAUAUGUUGGAAUUCUGUGUAGCUAAAAAAAAAGUUUCUGAGAGCUAAGCAGAUGGACAUACAGACCAACAGAAGUCUUUGUGUCCAGCUGUUUAUAAGUACAGAUGGUUUGACAAUGCCUGCUCGCUUCAGAACCAGAGAGAGUGAGACUGUGGGUCUGAUUAGUUUAAUUUGACAAGGCUUGAAGGAGACCCCCUUAACCAAGACCCCAUUUGGACGGACGGGAAACAUUUUGAGAGACGUCGCUCGAGGAACGGGAUGAUUAUCAUCUUUAAGGGUGAACAGUUUGACAAACAGAAACUCGCAUGAAGGGAAACCGACUUGAAAGGGAGACGACACACAGUUUUUAAACCAAUCUAAGACACCGCUUGGACGGUGAACUGCUUUCCAGUAAACAAACAAACGCCUGCAAAAAAAAUAAAACACAUGAACUCAAAUACAGAACAACACACACACACACAGAGGCACGUUCGUGCUUCCCUGAGCCAAAACUACGGUUAGUAUUAUCACAAGGGUGU